Messenger RNA from Dermacentor albipictus, 3721 nucleotides. RefSeq names its product G-protein coupled receptor-associated protein LMBRD2B. Gene Ontology annotation, cellular component: membrane. The record is from RefSeq and is a predicted model, not a curated record. NCBI's taxonomy places the organism in Eukaryota, Metazoa, Arthropoda, Arachnida, Ixodida, Ixodidae.
GGGCGGGUGCACACUUGCCGUGGGCAACAUUGGGACAUCUUGCGUCGCAGGGAAGCACACACGCCAAUCGCAGGGUGCCGCAAUGGCCUCAAAGUUGCCACUGUAAAUUCCCGUCCUGGCAAUACUCCCCGUACUUCUCAAAAGGUCUGCAUUUAUUGAUAGAGAUGGUAGUAGUAGCCUUACCGAGCACCGAUGGUGAUCACAGACGACCUGACGCAUUUUGAUCGCGCCGCCGCUUGUACGCAGUUGUCUGCCGCUUUUCUCGGUGCGUGCCCAUCUCGUAUUGACUAGAUCGUCAAGGUGGAAGAUGGUGGUGGGUCCACUGGUGUCCGAGGUGUGCUUCACCUUUGUGCUAGCGGCUGUGCUGUUGCACCGGUAUGGCAACUUCAGCCAGCAUCCGCUGCUGGUCACAGUCAGCGUGUUUGUGGCCUGGUACUUUUCUUUCACCAUCAUCUUCAUCCUGCCUCUGGAUGUGUCCACGGCGGCCUACCGGCAGUGCCUGCACGAUGCCAGCCAAGUGCCCAAUAAUGGAACAAUGAGCAACAGCACCCCUCUCCACCAAGCAGCCUGUGUGCGGCCCUGGAGCUUUGUCCCAGAAGGGGUCCUGCAGAGCCUCUGGCGUGUCGUCUACUGGACGUCCCAGGCCUUGACCUGGUUGAUCCUGCCUCUGAUGCAGUCGUACUCUACGGCGGGUGAGUUCACCAUGGCCGGCAAACUGCGGCGUGCCCUGAUUGAGAAUGCCAUCUACUAUGGUAGCUACCUGCUCAUCUUUGGUGUGCUGCUUGUCUACCUUGCUCUGCAGCCAGGCAUGAACCUGGAUGCGGCCAAGCUGAAGGUGGUGUGUGUGAGUGCCAGCAACACGUGGGGCCUGUUCCUGCUGGUGCUGCUGCUGGGCCAUGGCCUGGUGGAGGUUCCGCGGGGCCUCUGGCACCGGGCCCAGCCUGGACACACCUUGUGCCACACCUACUUUCGGGCAGCCAAGCUCAGCCUCGAACGGGCCGAGGCACAGGAGCGCCUCGACGACCUCCUGCAGCGUGUGCCUAGAUUGUGGGAAAUCCAGCAAGUGUCAAGCAGCCUCAGCUCGGGCCAUCUGCAACGCCACAUGGAUGUCAUCCUGGCCAAGCUUCCUGAAGGUACCAAGGUCAGUGGCCAUUCCCGGCAACGAGUCAACGCCGAGGUGGACAUCCUGUCAGGCUCGGUGGUCACUGAGCGUACUCUCGUUCGGCUGCACCAGCAGGUGAUCCGAGCUCUGCAGCACGAGAACCGUACCAGCUGCCAGUGGCGACUGCUGGUGGAGCAGGCCCUGUACCUGGAGGAUGUGGCACGCACCGCAGAAGCUGGCCGUGGUGAACGCCGAUUGCGCUCGCCAACCCUGCUGGGUUCCUGGUGUGGACCCACCGUAGAAUGGUACUGGCUGUGCCGGGUGCGCAGUGUGUGCCUGCGGGCGCUGUCCCUCCUGCUGGGUGUGUGGAGUGUGGUGGUGGUGUGGAGCGAGAUGACCUUUUUCAUUCGCUCGCCCAUGGUGUCCCUGUUUGGGCUGUUCCACCGGGCGGCUGAGCGGCGGCACGACUACCUCGCCAUUGAGUUGAUGAGCAUUGUGACCCUGGGCUACCUGUGCGUGUGCGCCUACUACACCGUGUUCCGGGUGCGGGUUCUCAACUAUUACUACCUGGCGCCGCAUCACCUGACGGAUGCCUACAGCCUGGUCUUUGCCGGCAUGCUGCUGUGCCGGCUCACGCCACCACUCUGCCUGAACUUUCUUGGCCUGCUGCACCUGGACACGCACGUAUCCUCCGAGGCACACCGUGUCGAGACCGCCUACACUGAGAUCAUGGGCCACCUGGAUCUGAUUCCGAUUGUGGCACGGGGCUUCAACCUGUACUUCCCGACACUUAUCUGCGUGCUAUGCCUGGCCACCUGGUGGCACCUGGGAAGUCGACUGCUGCACUGCCUCGGCUUUGAGCAGUUCAUCACUGACGACGAGCUCACAGGGGACCUAGUCAACGAGGGCAGGGACCUCAUCAAGCGGGAGCGCGGGCGACGUCAGAGGGCGGCGGACCAGCGACGGAGGCCUGCUGUUCCAAGGCAGCCACUGGCGGAUCACUCGCCCCCCAAUGGAGGAGGCCUGGGCCUGACCCGCUCCGGCUCAGAGGAGAGUGCACGCACUGAGUUGCUCCGCGGUGUGGAGCCCCUGGCCGGCUACACAGCUCCGCGGGCAACCGAAGAUGCUUGGCGGCGGCCCUUCUCGUCCCCGCCCAGAGGACUCUUUGAUGACGUCUGAGGCUGGAAGGGCAUCAUACAUGUCCACGAGAUAGAAGGCAGGCGGCACGAGCACACGGCGGCGACGUUCUGGCCGGGCAGCUGGGCGUAGAGCUCGGGCCCGUAGCCUGACUGCUCUCGUCCUGCCCACGGGCGCAGAAGCUCGCCGGCCUUGAGCAGCUGGCGGCACACAGGAACGGGUUGGCAAGAGGCGCCGGUCGGGUGAAGUCCUGGUGGCUCGGGUCCGGAACCCGACGGCCCGUCUUCAACUCCCGGUCCGGUGGCCGAUUUUCUCCUGGCGUCGCUUCCUGGAACUCUCCCGGCGUCUCCCCCUUCUGCCAGCGCGCCUCGCCUUUUCUUCCGCUCUGGCCGAUUAGUCAUUUUCCGAUUGACUGCCUGACGCCCCGUGGUCUUUCCUAAUUGGUUGGCUUUUCUUCGUUUAGUUCCUUUUGUUGCGCCGCGCGUUCACGUGCCGGACGCUCUUCGGCGUCGUCGUUUUCCUCCAGCACGGAACUCGCCUCGGCGCGCGCACUCCUUGGCGUCUGCUUCUGUCCGUCCCGAUCACCGCACCAUGUCGCGCACCACACAUCACGGUAGCCAUUCUUUCUAAUAUUAUGGCAUGAUUGACUUGAUCGAAGGCUUUGCUGAAGUCCAGUUAAAGUCCUCGUGUAAUCUUAUAUUCAACGUUCUCUAAUACAAUCUUUUUGUGAAACAGCAGUGUGCUUUCUGUGGACCAUUUUUUUUUUAUCCAGACUGAUGCUUUGUAAAGAGAUUAAGUUUUUUUUUUACUAAAUUGUCAAUGCGGGUAUUAAUAACUUUCACGAGGUCUUUCUAAAAACUGACAAAAUUGAGACCGAGCAGUAGUUAGAAAAGCUAUUGUCACCCUAUUUAUAUAAUACUUUUUGUAGUAACUACAGUGACGGGGCCCGGUACUUUAACAUCUGCACUACAGCGACGGGGCCCGGCACUUUAACAACAGCACUACAGUGACGGGGCCCGUCACUUUAACAACAACACUGUAGCGACGGGGCCGUCACUAUAACGAUGUCGGUAUUGGGGGUGAGCAUAGAGUUUCUUUAUAGUAUAUUCUAGGCACUAUACACCAGAACACCGUGAAUUCAAAGGGCGCCGCCAUAUUGAUGAGCGCCGGUCGCGCCAUCUAUCCCAAGCGCCGCGAAGUAGCAGGCCUGGGCUGCCACGCCGGGAGAUGCGACCCGGCGCGAAAGCGAAACUUGGGCUUUUUAGCUGGGCGGAAGGCGUGUUUCACGUUUUUUCUAACCUGUCAUUUUCGCUGCCUGGAUUCAAUCAAACUUCAAGACCUCGUGCAAGUCCACAAUGGACACACUGAGUGCUGUGCAGACUGCAGAAGCGAAUACAUCGGGUAGGUACGCUAUUACGUUUGUACAAACCGCGCGCUAUAUGCUAGAACACCUGUGAGCUUUUUGGCACAUAACCUGUGAAG